Molecule: messenger RNA, 708 nt
Organism: Saccharomyces mikatae IFO 1815
Lineage: Eukaryota; Fungi; Ascomycota; Saccharomycetes; Saccharomycetales; Saccharomycetaceae
Gene: YIP4
Product: Yip4p
Exons: 1
Coding region: 1-708 (235 amino acids)
Biological process (GO): endoplasmic reticulum to Golgi vesicle-mediated transport
Cellular component (GO): trans-Golgi network
Source: RefSeq, a predicted model, not a curated record
AUGUCGUACGGGAGAGAAGAUACUACAAUUGAGCCUGAUUUUAUAGAACCAGAGGGACCAUUAGCGGUUUCGGGAGGUGCGGCUGACAGCAUUGGCGGAGUUCUACAGACUUCAGGCAGCAGAGGUACGCUCGACGAGACUGUUUUACAGACACUAAAGCGUGAUGUGGUCGACAUCAACUCUAGGUUGAAACAGGUUGUGUAUCCGCACUUCCCAUCUUUUUUUAGUUGCUCAGAAGAUGGUUUGGAGACGAGCGAUAAGGACAUUUCAGCCAAUUGCGAUCUAUGGGCUCCCCUUGCGUUCAUCAUAUUGUAUUCUCUGUUUGUAUCGCAUGCACGGUCGCUGUUCUCGAGUCUGUUCGUGUCUAGUUGGUUCGUUUUACUGGUGAUGGCACUGCAUCUGAGACUGACCAAGCCGCAUCAGAAGGUGUCGCUAAUUUCGUACAUAUCCAUUUCCGGGUAUUGUCUAUUCCCUCAGGUGCUGAAUGCUUUAAUUGCGCAGCUACUACUACCGCUGGUUUUCCAUGUCGGGAGGCAAAACCGCUGGAUUGUGAGGAUCCUGUCGCUUGUGAAACUGGUAGUCAUGGUGCUGUGCCUAAUGUGGUCUGUGGCCGCUGUUUCGUGGGUUACUAAGAGCAAGACGGUUAUCGAGAUAUACCCCCUGGGACUCUGCCUCUUCGGUAUGGCUUGGUUGUCGACCAUUCUAUAA